UAAAGAGCCCAAAACUGAAUUGUUGACAAAGCCCACUUCUUUUCCAUAUGGCAUGGUAAUUUUCACUAAAUAUAAUGAAUUCUACACAAACAUAUUACUUCAUUAUUGAAGUUUUAGCAUGAGGAUAUCUGAAAGACCAGAAGUCUCAUUUUCAAGAAAGUGUUUGUUGAGCUUCUGAAACCCUUCCCUUGCACAAGUUUCAUCUAGUGUAGGUGUAGCUCUAAAAAAUGGCACCAUAUGCUGCAACAAGAAGGACCAAAAACAAGCAGCAUCAGAUCCGAUCGGAAGAACACGAAGAAGAAGAAAAAGCAGCAUCGAUGGAGUUGUCUACAAGAAGGUCCAAAAGGCCAUCAACAUCUUCAUCAUCAAUGGUGGUUGACAAGGAGACGGAGGAGGAGGACAGUGAUGUAUGUGGUGGUGGAUGUUGUACUCCAAAGGCUGAGAAGUUCAGAAUACCAGAGCUCCUACCAUGUCCACCCCAAGCCCCCAAGAAGCUCAGACUCACUCCAAAUUGCUCACCCCAAACAUCUCCCAUCUCCUUCUAUGCUUCUCCUGAUAUUGACCUUUUUUUCCUCUUUGCUCUUUCCAAUAAUUCUCACCUUUCUUAAUUUACAAUUUAAAAAAAGAAAAGAAAAGAAAAGAAAAGAAAAGAAACGAAAAGAAAAAGGAUCAGCACAUAUAUAGUAAUUCUCUUUAAGCGUGACCAAAGGAGCUCCUACUGAGUUAGACUCUCUCUUUAUUCUUCUUUUUCUUCUUCUUCUUAUUGCACUUUCAAAUUUCUCACCUUGCUUAAUUCAAGUAGGGGACGAUUAGUGCGUAGCAAUUCUCUUUGGGCGUAACCAAAUGAGCUCCUACACACUGCAUAGCAAUUCUCUCUGAGCGUGACUAAAGGAGUUUCUACCCAUUGUAGAGUCGAGAGUCAGUCUCUCUCUCUCUCUCUCCCCUUCCUUAUGAGAACUUCAUAGUAGAUAUGGUAGUGUUAUUAUAUGAAUAUGGGUUAGCCCUAAGGAGGCUUGAUCCUUACCCAAGUAUUGUGCAAACAGAUGUCUAAUGACUUGACAUCGUGUUGGCAUGUUUGGUUUAUGUACUUGAAGUUGAAUGAACAAGCCCAUUGAUUUUA
Molecule: messenger RNA, 1120 nt
Organism: Camellia sinensis
Lineage: Eukaryota; Viridiplantae; Streptophyta; Magnoliopsida; Ericales; Theaceae
Source: RefSeq, a predicted model, not a curated record